Westerdykella ornata is the source of this 1038-nucleotide messenger RNA. Its product is annotated as ubiquitin-conjugating enzyme E2-16 kDa. The record is from RefSeq and is a predicted model, not a curated record. NCBI's taxonomy places the organism in Eukaryota, Fungi, Ascomycota, Dothideomycetes, Pleosporales, Sporormiaceae. The coding region runs from base 315 to 776 and encodes 153 amino acids. The transcript has 3 exons.
GGAAUUAACUCACGGAAUCGACAAUAAAUUUCUUGAAUCUCCUUCCCAAAAAUCGUUUUUCCCGAAAGUGGGAUGUGACUGUGACUUCUGGUGCCAGGUCUAGGCGACAACGCAUCUCCAUGUCGAACUGGAAGUGUUCGAUCGUCACAGACCUCUCAUUCACCACCGCUUCCCGCCCUCCACCCAGCCGCCCCAUAAAUAACCCUUCCCUUGACUUCUACACAGUUUACUCUUUUCUGUUAAGGGCGCUCAUCCACAACUGCAGUUCUACCUCGUCUCGUUUCUCAACUUGAAUCCUGACUCACACCGCCGCAAUGUCGACUGGAGCGAAGAAGCGCAUACUGAGGGAGUACGCAGAGUGCCAGAACGAUCCGCUACCGGGCGUGAAGAUCAACUUCGACGAGCAGAAUAUGACCAAAUGGGAGAUCCUCAUGGACGGGCCUGACCAAUCUGUGUAUGCUGGAGGUCAUUACAAGCUCGAGAUCAAUUUCCCCAACGAAUACCCUUUCAAGCCACCCGUCGUCAGCUUCAAGACCAAGAUCUACCACCCCAACGUGAGCAACGACGACAAAGGCUCCAUGUGCCUGGGUCUACUGCGUCCGGAGGAGUGGAAGCCGCCGAACAAAGUCAUCUCCGUCCUCCACCUCAUCCGCAACCUACUGAUCGAGCCGAAUCCCGACGAUGCCAUCGAGCUCUCCAUCGCCAACGACUACAAGACGAAUCGGGCCGAGUUCGACAAGACGGCUAAGGACUGGGUCAAGCGUUAUGCGAAGUAGGACAGCGCCUAACGGUCACCACUACCUAUACUUUGGUUUUUUUGAUAUGCAUAUUGGGCGUUUGGCGAAUGUUACAUACGGGCGGCCUCACACAGUAUCUUGACGAUUCCAUUUUCUUUAAACGUGUGCAUCUCAGACGGUCAAACGGAGGCGGGAUAUGAGUCGUGUUUCUCUGGCGGCUUCAUCGUCCGGAUCGUCUAUGACCAGCAGAUAGUCCGACCUCGGGUUAGGGUUGAAUCAUCAAAAACAAGUGCAUGUAUGC